GAGGCGCAAACAGACCCGCCCGCUUCUGUAGCUGCCCCACCUUCUCAGUAAAGUUACGGCGAGUUCAGGAGCUGGAACAGCAGGGCACAGACGGAAGGCUGUAUUUAGCCGUGUCCACUCCAGGGGUUGGAAAUGUCCGAGAUGUUUAGUAGCGAGGUGUUCCUCGCUUACUCUACUUACAGCACCAUCGUGCUGCUGAAGAUGCUACUGAUGGGGCCCCUGACUGGAUACUUCAGAGUCAAACGGAAGGCAUUUGUCAGUGCUGAAGAUGCUUGGGCACAUGGUGCAACGGAUGAAGAAUCAAAAAAGCAAUUAAUGAGGACCGACCCUUAUGUGGAGCGUGUGAGAAGAUGCCAUCGGAAUGACCUGGAGAACAUUAUUCCAUUCGUAAGCAUUGGUCUGCUGUAUGCCCUCUCUGGCCCUGACCUGAGUACAGCUGUAAUGCACUUCAGAAUCUUUGCAGCUUCCAGAAUCUUCCACAGCAUUGCUUAUCUGGUUCCUCUUCCCCAGCCAUCACGUGGUUUGAGCUGGAUGGUGGGGUUGGGAGUGACCUUUUCGAUGGUCUAUGGAGUGCUGAAGGCAGGAGUGCACCUUUGAGUGAAAUCAACAAUUGUUUACCCAACAUUUUAGAUUCGUUUCUAUUCUUGCAUUUAUUGAAACCACUAAUUGUAUGCAAGAUGCAAGCUUUAUGAUUAAAUGUAAAAUUGCAAAAGACCAGUGAAUACAAAAAUAAAUUUUAAAUCAGA
Molecule: messenger RNA, 746 nt
Organism: Hemiscyllium ocellatum (epaulette shark)
Lineage: Eukaryota; Metazoa; Chordata; Chondrichthyes; Orectolobiformes; Hemiscylliidae
Product: microsomal glutathione S-transferase 1-like
Exons: 4
Coding region: 133-597 (154 amino acids)
Cellular component (GO): mitochondrion; membrane
Molecular function (GO): glutathione transferase activity
Source: RefSeq, a predicted model, not a curated record